GCGGGGGACGGCCUCCUCCGGGGGCUGGAACCAGCCCCGGGCUCUGCGCACACCAGCCCCUGAGCCGGAGCCUGCAGGAGCUGGUGGCUUUCCAUGAGGAGUCUGCGCCUCUCUGCAGGGUGCAGUGGGCUGGCGGAGAGCCCUCCGCAGGGACGCCAUGCAGGAGAAUUAUGAGACGCUGAUAUCUCUGGCAGAAGAGAUGGCCAUCAGCAUGCCGCGGAUCACCGCGAUGGCCGAAUCCCACCGCAGGGAGCUGGUGUCGGCGGGAUUUCCGAUUUCUAAGCCUGACCUGCUCUCCUGGAUGGAACGAGGGGAAGAACCGUGGGUCCCAGAUCUCCAGGCCUCUGAGGACAGGGAGAUCCCGAGAAGCAGCAGUCCAGGCGAAGGGUCAGCGAGUGAAGAGGAGGAGGAGGAGGAGGAAGAAGAGGAGGAAGAGGAAGAGCAGCCACCAGGAUCUCCUGGGAAAACAGAGCUGCAGGAGACAUCAUCAGACAAAGAGGAGGUGGAGAAUCCCAGCCCAGGGCCGGAUGGGAAACUGCAGAACUUGGAGGGGAAGAAUCAGGACAAACCUGCCGGCCAGACAGGAGUCCUCAAGCAGCCGCCGGCGCCCACAGGGGUGGACAAGGCAUUCCGCUGCGCCGAAUGCGGGAAGACCUUCAGCCAGCGGUCCAACCUGAUCCGGCACCAGCGCCUCCACGCCACCGACAAGCCCCACAAGUGCCCCGAGUGCGAGAAGAGCUUCGGCGAGCCGGCGGCGCUGGCCCGGCACCAGAAGUCCCACGCGGCCGGGAAGCCCUUCCAGUGCGGGGACUGCGGGAAGGGCUUCAACUGGAGCUCCCACCUGGAGCGGCACCGGCGCAUCCACACCGGGGAGCGGCCCUACGAGUGCGGGGACUGCGGGAAAGGCUUCAGCGUCAGCUCCCACCUGGAGCGGCACCGGCGCGUCCACACUGGCGAGCGGCCCUACAAAUGCGACGAGUGCGGCAAGGCCUUUGCCGUCAGUUCCACCCUGGCCCAGCACCAGCGCGUCCACUCUGGCGGCCGGCCCCACCGCUGCAAGGACUGCGGGAAGCGGUUCGCAGCGGGGGCCCAGCUACUGGCCCACCAGCGGGCCCACCGGGGCGAAAAACCCUACCCCUGCGGCGUCUGCGGCAAGAGCUUCGGCUUCAUCUCCCACCUGGAGCGGCACCGGCGUGUCCACACGGGCGAGAAGCCGUACAAGUGUCCCGACUGUGGCAAGGCCUUCAGCCGCAGCUCCCACCGCAACCGCCACCAGCGCGCCCACGCUGCCGCCACCCAACACCGGCCCUUUAAGGGAGGGGGCGGGGCUGAGGCGGAGAAAGACUCCGCCCCCUCUGGCCCGGCCAAACCACAGAGAGGCCCUGCCGCCGCCGCCGAGGCUGCCCUCUCCCUCCUGCCAACCUGGUGGGGGGAAGGGGAGAGGAGGAGCAGCCAGCCCCCGGCCUGGGCAGAGGACGCCACAGCAGCAGCCGUGCCCUUCCCCCACACUGCCGGGGGGGCUGCGGGGAUGGGGCAUGAAAGCCUUCCCUGCCCCGGACGUGGCUCCCACCCCGUGGCGGCUGGGGGAUGGUAGCUCAGGUUGGGCGUCCGCCCUGCCCCAGGAGGCCUGGCCCCAGCUGCCGCCCACUUCCUAACCAGCUUCCCGUCCUUCUCCGGAGCUGUUUACUGGGGCCAGUGGCCCCCCGCCCCCUUCCCAGAACAGGGGACAGGCAGCAGGCCCUCCCCUCUAGGACAGACAGUGGGUGCUCCUGGCAGCUGUCGGGCGCUAACCCAGCCGCCCCACAGGGCAGGGAUACGGUCUGAUCAACGAGAGGUGGUCUCCCGCCAUGCACGCACCCACCCGUGCCCUGUCCCACGGCCGCCACUGGCCUGAGGAUGUGUCACCCCCGAGAGCACCAGGCUCACCCCCGGAUCCCACGCCUGAGGGGGAU
Molecule: messenger RNA, 1952 nt
Organism: Terrapene triunguis (Three-toed box turtle)
Lineage: Eukaryota; Metazoa; Chordata; Testudines; Emydidae
Product: zinc finger protein 771-like
Exons: 5
Coding region: 158-1594 (478 amino acids)
Biological process (GO): regulation of transcription by RNA polymerase II
Cellular component (GO): nucleus
Molecular function (GO): RNA polymerase II cis-regulatory region sequence-specific DNA binding; DNA-binding transcription factor activity, RNA polymerase II-specific
Source: RefSeq, a predicted model, not a curated record